AUGAAGGACCUUGAUGUACCGACAGUGUCUGUCAUUGGUUAUAUUGGGUCAGGAAUUGGCCGAGUACAUGUAGGAAAAUCGUGUUUGAUACACCGGUUCCUCUCAAAAACUCCCUAUUGUGAGGAUCAGCUGUCCGUCAUUAGCCACUCCGAGUUCGACGGUGAAGUCGUCGGUGGAGAACACUGGUUGUACUGGGGUGAAGCAAACCUUGAGAUAGGUGUUCGUCCAAUCAGUUUGCGCAUUGUUGAACACUGUGAAUUUGUGGAUGAUCAUCUUUUCCUUCCCAUAUCCGUCACAAUCCCUUAUUCUCACCGGUGCUUAUCUAGAGAACUGCAUGUAAGAUGUAGAAAGUCGGCCUAUGUUUGCAAAGCUCAGCUGAGCGACGAGGCUUCCUUCUCCAGUGUGUACCUUCUUCCAGGUAAAGUGCGCAUCUCUGUGUUUUUGUUUGUUUACGACACAACGCUGUGUGGAACAGCAGCAUCCCAGCAAGCGAGCUUUCUGAAGCACGUACUCCGUGAGUUGUGCUCAAUCAACUUUCCUCUUGUGAUUGCAACAUCUAAAUGCGAUACGGAAGCAUCCCCCGAGGCCUUGACCUAUUUGGAAGAAUCCCUCGGAAGUGCCAAGAAACGCUGGAUCAAACGACGAUUUGCCGUCGUUGAGACUUCGGCAAAGCUCAACAUUAAUGUGCAAACGCCAUUUCAGUAUGCAGGCUUACUUUCCUAUGGACUGCUACCAGAGAUUAAGCUUGGCCGAAAGUCACAUGUCAGCAAGCUCGACCAGCACCUAGGAAGGCUCACUUUCAAAAGCAAAACCACAUUGCAGGCUUCCUUCAAGUACAACGGAUUUCACAAUGGGUCGACCAGACCAGGCCUCAGUCCAUCGUACUUUAUUGAUCCCGCGGACUCGUAUUCAGUAGCCUAUGCAGAGCAACAGCGGAAACAACAGCAUCAAAAUGGAAACAAUCUAACGGCAAAUGUUCGAUUUCAGCCCCCGAGGCGCUCUGUGAUUCCAUUCUCUCCUAACCACAUCCACUUGGUAAAUUCGGAUUGUCCACAGGACCUCAGUAGACCCCUCACAUAUUCUUACGGACGUGGAGAAGCUCUCACUAGAAAAUAUUGCCAGCGAUCUCCUUUCGAUGAAUCCAUUUCCACACUACCUACUCCUCCUCCUGUAUUGCUUUCCAGUCCAAUAAGCACCGGUCCAUUUGAUCUCACCAGUUGUCCUUCAUUUUUCACUUCCUCGGACGGUCAACAACCAGCGCUACCAUAUCAUCCCGCUCCGACACAGCCUGUAGCAGUCCAUCCUCUUGUGAGAAUUUACGUCCACGGAGAACCUGUCACCGUACACCAUGUGAUCCAAUCCUUGCGCGCAGCUUGCCCGUUUGAUCAAUGCCAUACUAAGAACGGUGAUUUAUACCGCGUUUGGAUUCUGCCUGCGUCGUCCGUCUGCAGUACAUCUGCGGAACUGGAUAGAUUUGCACACAAUGAAAGAUUAUCAUCUAAUCGAUCUCUGUCCCCCGUUGAUCGUCCUUUCUUCAUGUCAGUCCCUCCUGAACCGACGUUCCUAUCCAAAUCGCACGUUUCGGCCUUCUCUGCUCCCUCUAACAGUCCGAACGACGAAAAUGGGGUUGAUGGAGCAGGAUUUCGUGACAGCCAAACCACCCAGACAAGUCUACCUUCCACAUCGGCUUCUGAGAGUAUGCACUCCAACGAAGCCGCCGAAUUGGAAGGCUCCCAUAGUUCUGAACACUCAGCCGUUCAUCAGUUGUGUCUUCACUUGCUGGUUUACAGUUCGCUGGUCGAAUUAGAGAAACACACAGUUAAUCGUGUCACUUUUGAAUGUUCGUACCAUGUGAUCGGCUGCUUUCCACGUACGAAUUCGGUAGAUACGAACAUGGUGGAUUUGCUUUCAAAUGGUCUCAUCCUUUCCUCGCAGUGGAAUUUACCAUUCUUGAAUUCUGAAAAUCCAGUGAAUCCGGACUUAUUGAAGCAUCUCCUUAGCCUGGCUUGCAAGGUCAGUGCUGACUCUGAAUCGCCAUGCGUACAGCCUAUCAUCAAUCUGGAUUGGACUGCGUUCGGACUGAGUGACAGCCUGCUCGAGAUUCUUCGAUCAUUGCUCCUUCGAUCGAAUGUGACAGCUACAGCAACCCUCAGUCCGUGCACUGAUCCUACUGUUCCCCGCCACCACACAAUUUUAGGUGCGAUUAUGUCCUUGCCAGAUCAAACUAUCACCACAACCGCUGUGACGACAUCAGCAAGGGAGGUUCCGAUCCUGAGUAACGCUCGACCUACUGUUUUCUUUCCUGUCAACACCACCAACCCAGCUGCCACUAAACCAAAGCCAAACGCCAUGAACUUUGUCGGUGUUGCACCGCGGUUCUUCUAUUUGCACCAGUUGAGUCAAAUCCUCAAAGACGAAAGUAUGGCGUCCCCAAAGACUUCAGCUGUAUCCCGAAUUCUCUUCAUUCAUUACCUAACUUCGGUAUGGUCUUCUGUGGAACCGGAUUUGCGAGACACUCUCGACAAUCUACUCCUGGCAUCUACUGCUCCAUCAGAUCUGACAAGUGACUCGCAGUUGAUCGGUUCUGGGAUCAAGGCCAUUGUCUUGGUUGCCAUACGCGAACCUGUGCCACUUGAAGAGGGUUCUAAUGAAACCGUUGCUAUAACUGCAGGAUUCGAAUGCAUGAAACAAAUUGCAGUGAAAUAUCAGUGUUCUGUGCGGAUGGUCGUUGACACACCACAGAUUCAGGGUGAUGGCAUCAAGCGUGUACAAUCAUCUUCAUUGGCUGACCCACCUUGUACGUCGGAUAAACCACAACUACUUUUCAUUCCAAUCUCUUCUUCUGAUGGAUUCCAACAAGUGAUUUAUCGUCUUGCCCUCGAGAGUGAAUCCAGCUUGUCCUCCUCUGUUCUCGGAUCCUCAACAAACUUUCGCCAGGCUACACGAGAAUCGCUGUACUCCUCCGUACCAACCUUGAUCGAUAAGCCGUGCAAUUACAACGUCAACACGAGUACCCCUCCUCAUCCUCCCACAAAUGUGUUUCCCCGUUCCGUGUAUCAGCCGAUUACAAUCGCUUCACGUUCUGUAGCUGCGACCGCCAACUCGCCGAACAGUUUAAACCUGUGGUCGUAUUCCAGCCCGACAAUAGGCCAGUGCUCCCCCACUGGACAAAGGGUUCCCAAGUCGAAUAUGGUGGCGUUACCUUGGUUACCUCUAAGUCCGGCAGAUGCACUACGCCUGUCCACUUGCAAACGUCCGGCCUACUUUACUCAUCGUCUGCCAGUCCCUCGUCCUCCUAACCCAUUGAGUCAGUCCCCGUCUAAGCAAUCCCAGACACCGGCUUUGGUUCGGUCAUUCAAUGGCCCCACCAGUGGUCCAUUGCCUGGGGGCACUGUGGAGGAAUAUUACGCCGAAUUACCCAAGGUUCCUCAACGUGACCCAUGUGCUUUCGAACACCGUCCACGUCGUCCAAAUCGCCCGAAGCGCCCCUAUCCUCGCACAUCCUCAACAAACUCCGUCUCAUCUGCAUCGCCUCCGCCCACACCAACCUGCGUAGAUUUGAACUGCUCUCCUUCUCCAAUCUUCUCUGUUGCUUGCGCAACUGGUGGAAACCCCAAGGCCACUAGUCCAAUCCCUCAAUUGUGUGUGAGGAAACCGGAACUAGAGGAACCACUGUUAUCUUCUGAACCUGGUGUCUAUGCUGAAGUAGAUGAUGCUCUUAUCCCCGACACAUCCGUUUCAUGUACUUCCCCCGUUCAUCUAACGAAUUCGGCACCCAAUUUUUUCUCAGACCCCAACUUUCCUCGACCUGCAAGUUAUGCUCCUUCACCCCAGCCACCGGCACUACCAUCACCUCCUGUUCCCAUGACUGCCCAAAUUAUGCGGACUCGGCCCCUCCCUUCCAUUACCAGCAGACAGAGGUUAUGUUCUAUGGACUGUUUAGACUGUGGGACUCGUAACCAUUUAUCUUUCCAGUCGCGUGCAACUCGACGCACAAUGUUUCAUGGUGCUUCAAACGGUUUCCAGCCCAAUACUCCUUCUCAAUCCUCGCAGUUUCCACCAGGAAUUACCCACAAUCACACCGAUUCCAUUUGUGAUGCGCCAUCGUCAACGAAUUACAGCCCAGCGUCGGCAUUCGAUUCUUUGAUUUCGGUGCUUCGUCGACCCACCUGGUGGUUUCGAAAAAACCGAAAACAAAAGGUCAUCAACAGUGCGUGUGCUUGGUGGUCGUUGCCGUCUUCUUUGGUGGGGACCCCGAGACUGACCAUAUCAAUGGUUAAAGACAUUCUCCCUUCACAACCCCUCUCACUUAACAGUCCACUGACAGAUCUGUUUUCACGCACAAAUUUGUCAGCUCCCACCUGUAAUGCGCAGCUAUCUGCCCUACCUCCCAAAUCAUCUGUGAACAAAACUGGCAGCUGUGACCACUGUAUGACGAGUACGCGGUUCUUAGAGUUGAUCGUGAUGAUGAACCCCGAUAGCUUCUGA
Opisthorchis viverrini is the source of this 4488-nucleotide messenger RNA. RefSeq lists its product as hypothetical. Bases 1 to 4488 code for a protein of 1495 amino acids. The transcript has 13 exons. The record is from RefSeq and is a predicted model, not a curated record. Lineage: Eukaryota; Metazoa; Platyhelminthes; Trematoda; Opisthorchiida; Opisthorchiidae.